Somion occarium is the source of this 4050-nucleotide messenger RNA. The record is from the annotation of a GenBank genome assembly. Lineage: Eukaryota; Fungi; Basidiomycota; Agaricomycetes; Polyporales; Cerrenaceae.
CAGCAAAAUUGACGAAGUGGAGAAGAGGGAAAGGGGAAGCAUUUUGGACGAGGUUUGCGUGCAAGAGAGGGAGCGAGAUGGAAGAAUGGCGAAUGCUGGGCGUGCUGGGCAAGAUGAUUCUGGUGAAAGUCAAGCGUCUUGAGCACGAAAACAAGCGUACUCGGCAAGCAGGGUGCCGCAUCAAGAUCGCGUGAAGGAGCCAGAUGACGUCGCGUGGAUGUAGAAUCAUUAGGGAGAAGACGGGGGAUAUUGAAUGAGGCAGAUUGCAAGCGAGGGAGAUGAGAGGCAGAUGCCAGAUGAAAGGGGGCAGAGCUUAGGCAGAGAGAACAGGGGGCUAUCGCUGGCAGACGCCCGCCGACGGGGCUAACGAAUGAGAAUUGCCAGUGAGAGUCGCGCGCUCAACCAAUGGCGGCGGGAGAUGGUGGAGGCCGGAAGGAGAGGCCGAGUGUGCCGGGAAUGGGUAGAGUGUGCUCCCUCAAUUUACCGAGCAUUUAUUCAUCCUCCCUCCAUCACUUCGCUCCGCCAACACCUGCCUCCUCGUCGCUCUCCACGUCCACCAUGCUCUCUGCCCGCCCCAUGGAACCUGUCGCAGUCGCAAUACCCGCCGCCCUCCCUGGCUCCCCCUCUGACUCUCGUCGACAUUCCCCCAUUAUCUCAGCCUUGCACUCUCCACUCCUCCUAGACUCUCCACCACAACGUCCGCUGGCUUCACAUCAUCUACAGUCCCCCAGCUUUCACCUCCCUUCUGCAAGCGCUUCGAUGCAAGAUUUCGGCGUCGAGAGCGCGUCCAAUCCAAGCGUUAACCCCCAGGAGCAGGCUCCAUCCACUCCGAGACGUCCCAUUCGCUCUCGUUCCUUCCUGUCCGCUUCGUUCUCAAUACGAAGAGAGCCCUCUCCCACGUCAGAUCCGCCUGACGAUCCACCCCCUCUACCGCAAACUCCCCAAACAUCCUCUUCUUCUCGCUUCCCGUUCUCUGGUCGCAAGGUCGCCGCGACCGUACCUGCGACCCCCAUAAUGUCUUCAACACCCACAGCUACCAGUCCCAUACAUACACCCGCCCGGACGCCUGAUCCUGAUCCUCCACACACUGGCACCUCGAAGAGCUUGAAGGCCCAUAAUCCUCUGCUUGAUCUCAAACGUUUCCUGAAUCAUCACAUUCCUCAUCCACAUCAUACUAGUUCACGCUCCGUCUCUGCGGCUGCUACUGGCAUUUCGACGCCUUCAGACGCACAUCUCUUUCCCUCAGAGCAACGUCGAGGAUCGGCCUUUGACCAGUCAAGUCUCUUGGAUGUUGUGCCCGGUCUUGCAAGUACGCCUGGGACACCAGCUGCGGCGUCCACUCCGGGUAGUGGUUCUUCUGGGCAACGGACACCCGAGCAUACUGUCCCACCUUCAGAGGCUGCAAGCAUCAAGUCUCACCGCGAAAACCGGCUUACGUCAUUCAUCCGGCGAGACAAAGAGAAGAGCGGACCCAGUAGCGAAAAGAAGACGGAUGUCGAGCAUCAUAGGGAAGUGAAUGACCUUAACGGCUCUGUCAGGAACGAACGUGUCGGUAAGACACCGUCGCCUGGUAGUACCAACGGUUACACGACAAGUUCGAGAUCUCCUCCUCGAACCAUCGAGUCCAAACCAAGUCGGAAAUCGGUUGCGAGCGCAAAGUCUUCUGUGAUAAUCCGGUAUACACCGCCCACAUCCCAUCAUCCGAUACAGUCUUUGUCAGAAGCAACACAUGCACAUCUUUCAAAGAAGUAUGGUAAAUGGGGCCGGAUUCUGGGCUCAGGGGCGGGUGGAACUGUUCGUCUAAUCAAGGCAUCGAGCAAACAUGGCGGUUCAAUCUAUGCUGUGAAGGAGUUCCGGCCAAAGAGGCAAGGAGAGAGUGAGCGGGAGUAUCAGAAGAAGACGGUCGAUAUCGUGAGUGAUCAUGGCCAUUACUACGAGGUCAUGGAGUAUGCGCCAUAUGAUCUUUUCAGUGUGGUCAUGUCUGGCAGGAUGACGAGGCCAGAGAUUUACUGCGUCUUUCGCCAAAUUUGUGACGGGGUGGAAUAUCUUCAUUCCCUAGGCCUUGCACAUCGCGAUCUCAAGCUGGACAAUUGCGUAAUGACUUCGAGCAACGUUGUCAAACUUAUCGAUUUCGGCACUGCUACUGUCUUCCACUAUCCGGGGAAGAAGACGACGAUGGCCACGGGCAUUGUCGGGAGUGAUCCAUACCUCGCACCAGAAGUAAUCUCCGAGGACAGUUACGACCCCCGCAAGACAGACGUCUGGAGCGUCGCCAUCAUUUUCAUGUGCAUGGUGCUCAGACGUUUCCCCUGGAAGAUCCCUGAUUCAAAAGUGGACCCCAGUUUCAGAGCGUUCGUUCAUGCCAAUCCGGACCUGUCCAAAAAGCCGGAAAGGAAACCUGUUAAGGAAAAGGAACAAGUAGAGGAGGUAGUACCGCUAACGAAGGCCCUUAGCAGACAUCCUUCCGCUCUCACCGCUGUCUACACUGUUGCCGACCCUGAGACUAUUGGCGAGUCUCUUGCGCCAUACCGUGAACAACCUGAUCGUGGGGAUAGCACCGAGUCGUCUACGGAUGGCCUCUCUAUCACCGAUGAUUCCUCCUCCGAUUCCACUUCUCUCACUGUGCCCUCAAUCGAACGUGUGGGCGAAACAGAUGCAGAAAAACGCGCUCGGGCAGAACACUUCCGUGCGUCAUUCCAGCCCGGCGUAUCUGUCUUGUCACGAUCGACAGCUACAUUACCGGCAUUGUUUGGUGAGAUGGUCAAGCCCACCGAGAGCCCGCAGGAUAUGGAUCCUUCUGUCAGGACAUUCGCACGUCCUGGGAACUCGACUGAGAGUUUGCCUGCCUCGCCGAUGAUGUCGUUUAAUGAGCCCUCUAUUCGAUCUCAUGUGUCUCAAGUGGUGGAUCUGAACGAGGAUGAGCUGUCGACUCCAACGCUGAAACGGAAAGCUGAGCCUACUAGUGAGGACACUUCCACCAUCGCUUCUAGUGUCGCUUCUACCAUCGAACUCCCGCCGGUUGGCAUCAGUCCCGUGAAGGCGCGGGAUUUUGCCGCUGUCAAAGAGGACGAGAUCAGUAACGUCGUUGUCGUCCAGGAGAAGAUCACCGAGGCGCAGGAGGCUGAGCCUACUAGGAAAGCUGCCGACGUCUCGCCCAAGGAUAGGAGCAAGUCCGAGGGCCAUGUCACGAAGAGGGACACCACUGUUACUCCUCGUCGCCGUCCUCGCGCUGACAGCCGCGCCUCUGUAUCGACAUUCCACUCUGGCGGUGCCGAGUCCAUCUUCCGUCUGCUUCCUCGCGAGUCCAGGGCUUGCAUCCGUCGUAUGAUGUACAUCGAGCCAACUUCUCGUUGUACGUUGACGGAUCUGCUCAAAGGCAAGGGAAAGUCCAACGAUCUCCUCUGUGGGUGUAACUCCCAUGAUAAGCAUAGUCCUCGCUGUGAAGACCACCUUGACGAGCCUGAAGAGGAAGACGAGGGUGAUGAUUGGUUGAGGAGCAUUCGUCCGUGCUCUGACUUGGUUCCGGGUAGACAGUCUUUGCACACUCAUAUCAAGGUGGCCAUAGACGAGAAGGCGAAUAAGAGACGGUUCUUUUAGCCUCCUCUGGCUUCUUUUGUUCGUUAUCGUCGCCUCUACUCAUCUAAACUCAAGCAGCUCUAUAGCUAAUAGUUCAUUGUAUCAAAUCCAUUGUGUGUUUUAUUUUCGUUGUAUAGAUCUUUCUACUUAUGUUUCCCUGCUUCCGUCUUAACUUCGUCUUUGUCCACAUUUUCUCUUUCGAGCUUCUUCUGCGCUACGAUAUCUUCAGCUUACUACUGGGUUAUGUUUUCAGAGACGGUGUUGGUUCGUUUCAGUCGUCCGCGUCAUUUGCUGCAUUCACAUAUACUACCGUAACCUAUUUUUUUUUUUCGCUGCUCCAUGCUUUUAUGUUCACACCAUCUUCGAAGUCCAUCAUGGAGCGGGGGGGGGGACCUUUGGACUAUUAGGCUUCGUUAUCUAGGUUUUCGGGCCCCCUUUUUCUUUUCUUUUCAAGAACGGUUUUAAUAUGUAUCC